Messenger RNA from Cryptomeria japonica (Japanese cedar), 2470 nucleotides. RefSeq names its product cysteine-rich receptor-like protein kinase 15. Bases 59 to 2197 code for a protein of 712 amino acids. The record is from RefSeq and is a predicted model, not a curated record. Gene Ontology annotation, molecular function: ATP binding; protein kinase activity. Lineage: Eukaryota; Viridiplantae; Streptophyta; Pinopsida; Cupressales; Cupressaceae. Gene Ontology annotation, biological process: protein phosphorylation. The transcript has 7 exons.
AGUUGACAGCACCGCCUCAACCCAUCUAAUUCAUUGCUAUAAUUAAUCUCAUGAAGCAAUGCUCAGCCUAAAUUUAGUUAUAUUGCCCAUAAGAUCUAUCUGGGUUGCAGAAGACAGUGGUGAUCUGAGUUACAAGAAGAGCAAAAUGAGCUCCAGCUCUUGUUUUUAUAUUCUUUUGCUUUUUCUAACGAAUUUUUCAUCUCUUAGAUCUGAUUACAGAUGGUAUAAAUGCAAUAAUGAUUCGACUUUCACCGACGGCAGCACAUAUUCUACUAAUCUGAUCCGAGUUAUGUCGGAUCUGUUUAGAAAUGCAUCCCUAAGUUCGCGGAUUAACACUUCUUCAUUUGGUCAAACGCCCAACAAGGUCUAUGGCCUUCUGCAGUGUUUUGGGAACUUAUCAGCAGACAAAUGCUCAGAAUGUGCACAACAAGCAAAUAGCCCUCUAAAGGAACUUUGCGCCAACGACAUAGGUCGUUGGGUAUUGAUGGAUGACUGCUUUCUGCGCUAUGACAACUCUAGUUUCAUUUCAACACUAUAUGACAGCGUAUUUGUUUUGCUUCAUAACGUUAAUAGCUUCUCAGGCAAUAUGGAUGAUUUCAAGGCCACAACCUCGAGUCUUCUCUCCAACUUGUCUAAUCUAUCUUACGACCCUGCAAAUAGGCGAUUCGCCAUGGGAUCGGCGAACUACUCCACAAGUAAAGCUGUCUACGGGCUCGUUCAGUGUUGGAGAGAUUUAUCUAUCAACGAUUGCAAAAACUGCUUGUUUAAAGCAAGGAGCAGUGUGGAAAAUUGUUGUUCUAAGAACCAAGGAGGUCGGGCUCUGUUAGGAAGCUGUGUAGUCAGAUUUGAGUCAUACUCGUUUUUUGACACUACAGAGGUAUCUUCACCAGAAGCUUCGCCCCCUACUCCAACAACUUCCGCACCUCCCACAGCAGGCCAGGCCCAAUCCAAGAAGAAGCAUUCAAAAUUACCGAUUAUUUUGGGAGUUGUGGGAGGCUUGAUUAUGCUGUUAGUUAUUUGUCUAAUUGCAAAGAGAAAAAGAGUGAAAUCUGUCAUUUUUGGGAGCCCAGUGAAUCUAGAUACCCGCAAUGAAGAACGGCAUGGAUAUUCUACCGAAUCGGCGUUACUGAUCCAGGAACAUCAACAUUUUAUAAUGAGCUUAGAGGCCUUGGCAGAAGCCACACACAAUUUUCACGACAAUAACAAGCUUGGAGAGGGAGGCUUUGGAAGUGUAUACAGGGGAACAAAUAGAGACGGAAAGGAAAUAGCAGUUAAAAAGCUGUCUGCGAGAUCUUCCCAAGGUACUAAGGAAUUCAUGAAUGAAGUGAAGCUGAUGGCCAAUGUUCAGCACCGAAACCUUGUGAAGCUGUUGGGAUGUUGUGCUGAGGGAGAUGAAAGAUUGCUUGUUUAUGAAUACUUUGCUAACAAGAGUUUGGACACUUUUCUGUUUCAUCCGACAAAGCAUAGAAAGUUAGAUUGGCAAAAACGUUAUAACAUCAUAACUGGAAUUGCUCGUGGCCUUCUCUACCUUCAUGAAGAUUCACAGCUGAAAAUCAUUCACAGAGAUAUUAAAGCAAACAAUAUUUUGCUUGAUGACAAACUCAAUCUUAAAAUAGCAGACUUUGGUUUAGCAAGACUUUUCCCUGAAGACGAAACCCAAAUCCAAACCAGAGUUGCAGGCACAUAUGGUUACAUGGCACCAGAGUAUGCAAUGCGAGGACAGCUGUCAGUUAAGGCCGACGUAUACAGCUUUGGCGUGCUACUGCUUGAGAUUGUGAGUGGAAGAAAAAACACAGAUUUCAAUCUUCCACAAGACAUACAAAAUCUGUUGGAAUGGGCAUGGAGACUGUGCAGAGGAGGAGAUGUGAUAAGUAUGGUUGAGUCAACUAUAAAAGAGAGUUGUCCGCAGGAGCGUGUGAGACGCUGCAUUCAUGUUGCACUUUUGUGUGUACAAGCAGAAGCAACAGUUCGUCCAGCUAUGUCGAAUGUUAUUAUUAUGUUAUCAAGCAAUUCGGUGACAUUGCCAAAUCCAACAAAGCCAGCGUCAGUAUUUCUGAGUGGUUCAGAAUCAAGUGCAGGGUUAGGGUAUGAAAAGGAUAGAGCAUCAGCAUCACAUACGUCUGGAACGAUCGCUUCAUCUGCGUCGGGCAUUCAAUCUGGAAAUGACACGUCCAUUAGUGACGUAGAACCGAGGUAAGGUAGAUGUUGAAAUUUGGAGUAUCACAAUUGUUGAUAGAGGCGUGGAUACUCUGGACUCUUCUUUUCUUGUGAAAGACGUGAGCCUUACGUAGUUGUGAUUGGUCAAAUAUUGACUCUUAUUUCCCACACCAGACACAAACAAACAGAACUGUAUACUUUUUAAUUGUUUCUGUAGGAGUUGAGUUCUAUCUAUUUUGGUGAUAUCUAUUUAGAUGAUAGAAUCUGAAACGUUGAUGAAAAAUAUUUAUACAAUCAAAUUUUAUGUCCUUGA